Molecule: messenger RNA, 4105 nt
Organism: Carassius gibelio (silver crucian carp)
Lineage: Eukaryota; Metazoa; Chordata; Actinopteri; Cypriniformes; Cyprinidae
Product: vascular endothelial zinc finger 1-like
Exons: 5
Coding region: 142-1521 (459 amino acids)
Biological process (GO): regulation of transcription by RNA polymerase II
Cellular component (GO): nucleus
Molecular function (GO): RNA polymerase II cis-regulatory region sequence-specific DNA binding; DNA-binding transcription factor activity, RNA polymerase II-specific
Source: RefSeq, a predicted model, not a curated record
CGGAAUCUCAGCAGCAGCGGCGCGUAUAUCAGAUGAAAUGGUUUGGCUCUCGGGGUUACAGGAAGUUGUAACAGCUGCCAUGUUUAGCUGCUUUGUUGUAGAUUUCUUGUAGGUUUCCUGCAGAUUUUUUUAAGUGUUGCAAUGGAGCAGAGCUGGAGUUCAUUUUUAUUUCAGCAGGCCAAUGAAGCCCUCCACCACCAGCAUCAGAACAGCCUUCUGCCGCUGCUCAACUCUGAGCCGCAGGAUCAAAAGCCUGUUCUUCCUAUCCAGCUCGACCAGAAACCCCCAGUCAGUUCAGCUGACAUCCACAAAGACAACAUGGGAGGCGGGACGGGUGGAGGGGGAGGAGGUGGUGGUGGUGGCGGCGGUCAGGUGGUAAUAAAGAAGGAGCCCAAGUCAAAGACGCCCUUCAUAUGCGGCUACUGCAACAAGGCCUUUCGGGACAGUUACCACCUCCGGCGACAUGAGUCCUGUCACACGGGCAUUAAGAUGGUGUCACGGUCCAAGAAGACCACCACAGCGCCCACCAUGGUGCCUCUCAUUUCCACUGUGCCACGCGAUAACAACGGCAACCCCUCCUAUGUCUCAACGAUGGCAGGCAUCCUCACCACAGCCACCACCUCCGCGUCCACGGCCGCAGGUAUAAUGUCGGUCCUGCCUCAACAGCAACCAGCCAUGCCCAAGAAACCCCCCAAACCAGUGAAGAAGAACCACGGCUGCGAGAUGUGUGGCAAGGCCUUCCGGGACGUCUACCACCUCAACCGCCACAAGCUCUCGCACUCGGACGAGAAGCCCUUCGAGUGCCCCAUCUGUCACCAGCGCUUCAAAAGGAAGGACCGCAUGACCUAUCACGUGCGGUCGCAUGACGGUGGCGUGCACAAGCCGUAUAUCUGCUCCGUUUGUGGGAAAGGCUUCUCGAGGCCGGAUCAUCUUAGCUGUCAUGUCAAGCAUGUACACUCCACAGAACGACCCUUUAAAUGCCAAGUAACGGCCUGCACAUCUGCCUUCGCCACCAAAGACCGCCUGCGUUCACACAUGAUACGGCAUGAAGGCAAGGUCACCUGCAACAUUUGCGGGAAGAUGCUGAGUGCCGCCUACAUCACCAGCCAUCUCAAGACCCACGGCCAGGCCGGCUUCACCUCCCCCUGUAACAAAGACUCUAACAACGUGUGCAACUCUGCCUCAGCCACAUCAGUCACUUCUUCAACCGCGUCCAACACUACGGUCAUGAACCGCUGCACCAUCAGCAAUCCCAUCACCAUCGCCGCUCAGAUGAACAUCACCACCAACACGGUCAACAUCACCUCCCCCGUCAGCCUUCAGCACCCGGUCACCAUCACUGCUCCCGUCAACAUCACCUCAGUCAACAUCCCAGCCACGGCGCCCAUGAACAUCGCCCAUCCCGUCGCCAUCACCUCGCCCAUGUCGAUGAACAUCACCGGUCCACUCAACAUUGCCAUGAGGCCGAUGGAAAGCAUGUCUUUCCUCUCACAGGUCCUGCCUUCCAGCCCGCCCUGGUAGAACCCACUGUCCUUCUAGUAAACCUCAUGUCUCCCAUUUUAGUCUUCCUCUCCAGCUGUGAGGGGAAAAAAGAGCCUGGAGGAAUGGGGAAUAUAGGAAAAUGACAGUCCGCAGCUGCAAGGAAUCAUGCGCAUGUUAGCUGGAACUUUGCGUCUCCUUCGUUCGGCUGUGAGAUAAGCAGAUUGCCUAGGGUUUAGUGACGGACAGAAAAAAUAGUUAUUGCAUGGAGUGGAAGACUGACAUGCUGUAUGUUUGGUGAUUUCACUUUUCUAGUGCCAGAAAAUCCUUGCCAGUCGGCUGUUUGAAGCAGAGCGUGUCGCCGCUUCAUUGUUAGUGUUAACGGUUUAAGGACUUCGGCAAAUAUUACUGUGAGGAUUUUAUUUUUGUUACGUUAGCUUGCUUAUCAGUAUUUCAUAGUUUUAUGCAUUUUAAUGAGUCCCGUAAAACAAAGGGACAGUGGCUUCCAUUAGUGGAAGAUGAGAGCUUUUUUUUUUUUUUUUUUUAAGACAAUACUCUACAAAUGAGGAAAUUUUAGAAUAAGUUUUUAAAAGGCCUCAUUUCAUUAUAAGCCUUUUAAUCUGUAGCUGUGUUUUUAUUAUUAUUAUAAUAAUUAUUAUUCUUUAGGUAUUUUUUGGAGUUGGUUAUUCCUGAUUGUAGAAUAAUUAUGUUCUGUUUCAAUAGCUGGGAUAUUUUCUGCUUAGUGGGGUUGAACAUUUAGAGUUACAAUCUUGCACUGGACACAUAUCUCUCUGGUGGUUAUUCUGACGGCAGUAUUAUUUUAGAUCAAAUAUUUUGAGUGUUCAUAUAGAUGCCUGGUCACCAAGUGGCCAACUUCAUCACUUGAAAGGUCCAUUUUUAUUCUUAAGAGCAUUUAGUUUUGUAAUCGAGACGUCUCUGCUCUUCCUUUCUGAAGGACGAGGGCUGUUUUUCCUUAGGACCUUUUUCUCAGGAAAUUUGCUGAGGGUGUCCCAACUUGCUCUGCUCCUGUAAUGGACAGCAUCUCGCCCUAACACUCUCUUCCAGACCUAAUUUUCUACACAAUUAGCACACUAAACAUAGUUCCCUUUAUUGGCGAAAACAGAGAUGUACCUUAGAGGUCGAGGUGCCAUAUAUUCUUCAGCCGCUGAUGCGUUCGUCCGUCCCGGGAGCAGAAAGUUAACCUGUAUUCCUUAUUCGUUUACCCAAGUCACAGUAAAAACCAAAACUGCCUUCAAAUUUUCAGGGUUUGUCAUCUUGUUCCGAGUAACCCUGUUUAAAAAUAACAGAAUCGGCUUUUGCAGAAACCCCCAAACUAGUUUUUCUCUGAUUUUCCUCUCUGUGUUGGAUAUAUAAAAGCAAUAUACCUUUCUCAGUCCUCCUUUUGACCGAGCCGGACAGCUGUCAUGUACAUUUCAUGUUUUGAGGAUGCAAGGUUUGUAGUCACACGUAGCCCUCUAAACCAGGGUUGCGUUCCCUUGUGUGAUGUGAAUGAGUCUCAAACAAAGAGUAAAACCAGCUGAAUGUGAUUGUACUUUAAAUGAUGUCAUAGCUACCACCGCCUGGGCAUAAAUCGCCGGAAAAGGUUUAGUUUGUGUUAACUCGCACCCCCAGUGUUUUCCCAACCAGCGCUGACCUGGUAGCCAAGCAUUUGUGCUCUUAAAUUUGUGUAUGGUAUGUGAAAGCUAAAAUCGUUCUGGCCUAUUUUAUGUUUUUGUUUUGUUUUUUAAAUGUUGCCUUCGGUAAAGGCGGAUUAUUUCGACUGAGAACUGGAACUCGAGGAAUGUGACUGAAAACACUACAACAACAACAACAAAACCAAACGAAAUGGGUUUUAAUUGUGCUUGUGAUUUAAAUGUUUGUCCUUCCACAAUGGCGUCACUCCCGUGCCUGAACUGCAUGUCUGAAAAUGCUACCGUGAAACCCAUCAGUCUUCUCUCUGAUAAGACGAGUGGUGCUCAGCGAUGGAAACCGUUUGGGUCGGCCAACUGCAGUUUAACUGUUUACCAAAUGUGUGUGGAGAUUCAGAAUCUAUUUUGCGUAUGAAAUAUCAAGUUGCCAUGUUUGAGGAAUUAUGAAUUUGUUAGGUUUUUUUAUAUCUUAUAAAGUAUUGCUCAUGAAGUUACUCCUUAUGCAUCAGUAUCUUUUAAAGAACAUUAAUGGUGGAAAAAAACAAGAGAAACUUUGUGUUGGGUUUUGGAUUGGAGAGUUUAGAAUGAUUCCAGUCCUUUCAUGUCCUUGGGAAGAAAUUGGCAAACCCAUGUGAAGGCCAAUGAAUGUAUAUCUUUGUAAAAACAUUUAGCUCAGAGAACGUGGUAGUUAUGAUAGACACAUGCAAGGAAAAACACAAGUAAAAUAACCUUUUAUAAGACUUUUUGUAUUAGAACAUUAACAUUGGUAAUUUUGUGUGUGUGUGUGUGUAUAUAUAUAUAUAUAUAUAUAUAUAUAUAUAUAUACUAGGCAUUUUUCAGUUAGCAGAAAGGUGAAAACAUUCCUACAAUUCUUUUUUUUUUUUUGUAUGUCAAGAAUAAUUAUGUAAACCCAUUGCGCAAUGUUUUAUGUGCCUUUUAUUUGGGAUGUCUAAAUAAAAGAAAACUGUCAAGUAUGA